CCCUUGCGCGUCGCCGCCACUCGCAAGCAAGCAGCCGCCGCCAUGGCGCCGCCGGGCAACUCCGACGAGCUCGCGAGCUCCAAGAAGGUGAAGAAAUCUAACUCCAAGGAGGAGAGGAAGCACAAGAAGGGCAAGCAUGAGCGCCCCGCCGCCUCCGACGAAGCGCCGACUCCCCGCAGCGACGCGAAGGGGAGCAAGGGCAAGAAGCGGAAGCACAAGGACGGGGAGGGGGAGAAGGAGCACGGGAAGAGGUCCAAGGAGAGGAAGGGGGAGGGCGAGGCGGCGGAGGCGAGGCGCGGGGACGACAAGGUGAGGCGGGCGAUGGAGGACGAGAGGUUCGCGGCGGCGCGGACCGACCCGAGGUUCCGGGCGAUGCGGCGGAAGGAGGCGAAGGUGGAGCUCGACUCGAGGUUCACCAGCAUGCUGACGGACCCGAGGUUCUCGUCGUCGUCGGCGCCGGUGGACAAGCACGGCAGGAGGCGCCGCAAGAAGGGUGGCAGGGAGAACCCGAUGCUGCAGUACUAUCUCAACCAGGAGGAAGAGGAGGAAAAGGAGAAGGCCAAGUUGGUUGAAGAAGAGGAAGAAGAGGGGGACGCAGAAGAGCAGCAAGGGGAAGAAGAGAGCUCCAGUAGCGACGACGACGACGACGAUGAGGACGAAGAAGAGGACGAUGACGACGAGUACUCUGUCGGCAGUGACAUUGCGCAUUAUUUGAUGGGCAGGCAUGAUGAUACACCUAUGAUUGACAAGGAAACCCAUAGGCUUGCUGUUGUUAAUAUGGACUGGGAUCAUAUUAAGGCAGUUGACCUGUAUAUGGUGAUGACAUCUUGCCUCCCAAAAGGUGGGCGAGUCUUAUCAGUGUCAGUCUAUCCAUCAGAAUUUGGACUUGAGCGCAUGAAAAUUGAGUCAACUAAGGGCCCAGCUGCCCUUGUUGAUGUCAAUGGUAGUGAUGGUGAAUAUAGUGGUGGUGAUGAUGAUGACGACGAUGAAGAAGAAGAAGAUAGUAGUGACACUGAACAUGAUUCUGAGGCUGAAAACAACAAGCUACGUACUUAUGAGCUAAACAGACUGAGGUAUUACUAUGCAGUUGUGGUGUGUGAUUCCAGUGCAACUGCAAAUCACCUGUACAUGAAUCUUGAUGGUACAGAAUUAUUGAAAACAUCAAAUGUGUUCGACUUGCAGUUUAUUCCUGACUCUAUGGAAUUUAAACAUCCUGCUCGUGAUGUUGCUACAGAGGCACCUCCAAGUUACAAGGAGCCUAAUUUUGAAACUCGUGCUUUGCAACAUAGCAAGGUUAAGCUCACGUGGGACGAUGAUGAACCAGAACGCAAAAAGGUCUUGAGGCGAAAGUUCACUGAUGAUCAGUUAGAUGAUCUUGAUAUGUACUUAGCAAGUGAUGACAGUGCAUCAGACGAUGAAGGUGCAGAUAAUCAUGGUGACGAGUCUCUACAAAGUGGAGCCAAAAGAAAGUUAACAAGGGAGGAGAGGUUGGCUCUUCUACUACAAGGUGACAAAUCCGAGGAGGAACAAACUGAUGGCGAGGACAUGGAGAUAACAUUCAACACAGAGCUUGAGGACCUUAGCAAGCGUAUACUUGACAGAAAGGUCAACAAUGAGAAGACUGUCUGGGAGAAGCACCAAGAGAAAAUGAAAGAGAAACGUAAAUCUAGGAAGAGAAGGUCAAAGGAUGAUGAUGAUGAUGGCUAUAGCAGCGAAGAUGGCCUGGAUGAACAUGACGAUUUCUUUGAUGAUGAAAUGUCUGAUGAAGAAAUUAAGCCAAACAAGAAGCAGAAGGCAAAGGCCAAAGAUAAAGGAAAGGGGAAAGGAAAGGACAAACUCCCAGAACAACAUUUGGAGGAUGAAGCAACCAGAGAAGAGUUGGAGCUUUUGGUUGCGGCUGACAAGGAUGCAGGCAACGGUGCAAAGGGUUAUAACUUGAAGCGCAAAAAGGGUACGAAGGGCAAGAAGGGUAAAGAGCAAUCUGUUGAGGACGAACUUCCCGACAUAGAUCUUAGCAAAGAUGAGAGGUUCUCAGCCAUGUUCAAUUCUCAUUGGUUUGCGGUGGAUCCUACUGAUCCCCAGUACAAAAGGAGUGCGGCCUUUAUGCGCAAGCAAGCUGGGAUAAAGGGAGCACAUGAACCAUCUCUGGGAGGUAGAGGUAGUGGUAGAGGUACAUUGCCACCUGAUGAUGUGCCUACCGAUACUCAUGACCAGAAACCUGAUGGCACAUCCACGGAGAAGCUGGAAACAAUGUCUGCAGUCAAGUCACUAAAACGGAAGCUUACUGCAUUAAAAAACACAAGCAAGAGUGACCGAUAGAGAAAAGCUUUGCUUUACCCUGAUGACCAAUGAACAAGCUUUUUUUUUUAUUUGUCUAUGACGAGAGUUAUUUUGGCUUUAGAAUAGUUUUUAGGUAUGUUAUUUAUGUUUGCUACCUACCUAUGAAAAUGUGUCAAAAUUUGGGUUUUGACAAUGAUCAAGUAGGACAAUUUUGUUAUCCUUAAUAUUUUCGAAUAUAGUUCUAUUAUUUUCAGGCUAUAAAAUUAAAUUAUGAUGGUGGCUUUGUACCAACAUUA
Molecule: messenger RNA, 2576 nt
Organism: Oryza sativa Japonica Group (Japanese rice)
Lineage: Eukaryota; Viridiplantae; Streptophyta; Magnoliopsida; Poales; Poaceae
Product: pre-rRNA-processing protein ESF1
Biological process (GO): rRNA processing
Cellular component (GO): nucleus
Molecular function (GO): RNA binding
Source: RefSeq, a predicted model, not a curated record